Molecule: messenger RNA, 447 nt
Organism: Fonsecaea nubica
Lineage: Eukaryota; Fungi; Ascomycota; Eurotiomycetes; Chaetothyriales; Herpotrichiellaceae
Exons: 2
Coding region: 1-447 (148 amino acids)
Source: RefSeq, a predicted model, not a curated record
AUGUCUUCCAAUUCCAACUCCGACAUCCUCCCCAAAUGGUCCACCCUCGGCGGCCCGCUCAAGAACCACCCCAACGCGACAUACUCGUUCCCGACGCGGACCAUGUUCAACGCCGACACGGGCACGUACGUCGCGCACCCGACGUGGUCCAACGACGCGGCGGCCCAGGACCGCGAGCGUGCGCGCGUGGCAGGGCGGGAUUUUGCCUACGCGAGCGGCGACGCGAGGCACUGGGCAAUCGACGCAAUCCCAUCUGAUUUACAUUUCGACAUCUUUGAGAGAUCGGAUCUACAAUUUCCUUCGUCCUCUGGACCUCCUCAAGAUUUGGGAAGUCAUCACCCUUCAGAGCCAGCGGCUACGGACGGCAACACGGUGAUCCUAUUGAAACCCGAGAAUGAGACACCUGGCAGCCCGCUGGUCAAGCCAACCAGCCAGCUCCAGUCAUAG